This is a messenger RNA of Penicillium olsonii, 1275 nucleotides long. The record is from the annotation of a GenBank genome assembly. NCBI's taxonomy places the organism in Eukaryota, Fungi, Ascomycota, Eurotiomycetes, Eurotiales, Aspergillaceae.
AUGUCCAACGACGACCUCAAGGCGCACGCCGCCUCAAACCAGGACUUCUACGCACUCCUCGGCAUUGAACAACAUGCCAGCGUAUCAGAUAUCAGACGCGCCUACCGUCGCACAGCGUUGAAGUACCACCCCGACAAGAUUGCAAAUCCUACAGCAGCAGACAUCGACAAGUUCCACCUUCUUCAGAUUGCCAACGAUGUCCUCUCCGAUCCCGAAGUCAAACAGCUGUACGACAAUGCGCGGGACGCACGACAACGCAAGCAGCGCGAGCGGGAAAUGAUGGGUGCCGCGAAGCGAAAGAUGCGCGAAGAUCUGGAAGCGCGCGAGAGGGCAGGCACCGCCGAGGGUGGCGCUACGCAAGGUGUGAAGAGGUCUUGGAUGGGCGAUGACGAUGCGGAGGAGAAAUUGCAGCGGGAGAUUGAACGUAUUGCGGAGGAUGGACGACGCAGACGGCGCGAGGCGGAAGACAAACUCAAGAAAGAGCUGGAUGACGAGCAGAAGAAGAUGCAGGAAGAAGAAGAGGAAGCGCGCAAGGCGGCGGAUCGCAGUAGCCAGCGUGUGGAUCGGUCGAAGGAUGCGGUUGUUCCCGAGAAUGAGCGUGCGGUCAAAGUGCGCUGGGUGAGGGAGGGCCUUGGGCUAGAGCUCGAUGUUGAUCGAUUGGCUGCUUUAUUUUCUCCAUUUGGAAAGAUUGAAAAUACUCUCAUGCUCAAAGACAAGCGCCAGCGAGUCGGAGAGAAGAAAGAGAAGAAGACCAUUGCGACAGGGGUGAUCGUUUACGCCUCGAUUGUGAGCGCCCAUACUGCGGUACUCGAUAGCGAGAAAAAGUUUCGCCAGCAUGCGGGCCAGGAGAGUGACUGGGGUCUUAUUGAGUCCGUCUACUGGGCAACGGGCAAACAGCCUGACCUGGGAAGCCAUUCUGCUGCGAGCGCAACGCCCAGUAAUGAAGCCGAACCUGCAUCGACGAUACCAAAACCCUCAGGAUCACACUCCAAUGGAGCUGCCAAGCCAGCCUUCUCAUUUCCAGGCCUUAAUUCAGCACCACCAUCCGGGAAAACACCAUCAUUUGCUUCAUUUGCUUCUGCAUCCGCCGCUUCAGCUGCGCCGAAAGCAUCGUCCUUUAACCCAUCUUCUGGCACGCCUAGCCUUCAGGAAGUGACAAUGAUGAAUCUGAAGAACGCGCAACGAGAAAAAGAACGAAAAGCGCUCGAGGAACAGCUCGCACGAGAGGACGAAGCCGCAGACGCAGCAGAAGCAGCAGCGGCCCGGAAUACCUAA